UUCUGAGCUCCUCCCCGCCCAGUCGGGUCACAGACGGCGAUGGCAACGGGGACGGCGACGGCCGCGCGGGCCCGGGCCCUGGCGUUGGCGCUCUGGGGCUGGGCGCUGGCCCCGGCGGGGGCCUUGGACGCUAUGGGCCCCCACGCGGCCGUCCGUCUGGCCGAGCUGCUGACCCCGGAGGAGUGCGACCAUUUCCAGUCGCUCCUGAAGGUGCCCGAGCCGGACGUCGAGGCCGAGCUGGCCCGGCUCUCUGAGGACCGGCUGGCCCGCGCGGAGACGCCGGGGCCCACGUCCAAGCCGCCGGGCAGGCUGUGGCGGCUGUGGCGGCGGCGGCGGAAGCGGGCGGCGGCCGAGUCCGCGGAGGUGUCGGACGGCUGCCGGGAGAGGCUGGCGGACUGGCUGGCGGCCGAGGCCCCGACCCUCUCUUGGGACCGCGUGGCUCGGGCGCUGCGGCGCUGCGGCCGGCCGGACGUGGCCCGGGAGCUGGGCAAGAACCUCCACCAGCAGGCGACGCUGCAGCUGCGCAAGUUCGGCCAGGCCUACCUGCGCCCGCCGGACGCCCCCGCCCCCGCUCCCGCCCCCGCCGCGCCCCCGGCCCCAGCCCCGCCCCCGCCCCCGCCCCCGGCCUCGGCCCCGCCCCCGCGCCCCCGCCGCGCCGCCCUCCCGGAGCCCGACUGGGACCAGCUGCAGCUGAUCGUGGAGCGUCUGCCCCAGGCACCGUACGAGCGCAACCCCGCCGGCUGGGUCGGGCCGCUGGCGCUCGGCUUCCUCACCGGCUUCGUGGGGGCGUUGGGCGCCGGGGCGCUGUUCAUCACGUUCACGCUGUGGCUCACGGGCGGCGACGGCUACGGCCCCGGCCCCGGCCCCGGCCCUCCCCGGCGCAGGCCCGCCCAGGCGCGUGGCGGGCGGCCACCCAGGCCGCCCCUGUCUGCAGAGCAGCUCGAGCCGUCGAGGGCCCGGGCUGCACGCGGGCCGGUCCCCCCUCGCCUUAGUGCCCCCGGCCGUGAAACGGGAGCGCAGCCCCGGCAGAGUGCCGUCUUCCCCGUAUUAUAAACGUUACCAAAUACGCAAA
Messenger RNA from Leopardus geoffroyi (Geoffroy's cat), 1072 nucleotides. It is a transcript of the gene TMDD1, whose product is annotated as transmembrane and death domain 1. Lineage: Eukaryota; Metazoa; Chordata; Mammalia; Carnivora; Felidae. Bases 40 to 1053 code for a protein of 337 amino acids. The transcript has a single exon. The record is from RefSeq and is a predicted model, not a curated record.